AUGGUUGCCAUGACUUCGCAAUACUCCAUGAUGUCCAUUGUAAUACUCUCGUACAAGCCUCACCAAGACGAGAAGCUGACCGGGUCGACCGGCUCAUCUCGCGCCCGCCAAGCCUGGGCAAACUGUGGCUGCGGCGCUAAAUGGGCCAAAAUGGAUUCGCCCAGACUUAAGGCUGAGGAGAUCCCCAUCUUGACCCAGUCGCCCAGCAAUAACAUCGUGGUUCCGACCCUGGACGCGUACGUACGCACUCUUGCUCAGGCGAUGAUCCGGAUGGUCGUUGCUCCAGGCCGUGAGGACUCCAACUGGCCUGCAGGAGACCACGCAAGGGCAUCUGCAUGGCCCCCAAAACGACAGCAGGAACAUUUCACUAGAUAG
This is a messenger RNA of Aspergillus costaricaensis CBS 115574, 375 nucleotides long. RefSeq lists its product as uncharacterized. The record is from RefSeq and is a predicted model, not a curated record. NCBI's taxonomy places the organism in Eukaryota, Fungi, Ascomycota, Eurotiomycetes, Eurotiales, Aspergillaceae. The coding region runs from base 1 to 375 and encodes 124 amino acids. The transcript has 2 exons.